Molecule: messenger RNA, 2726 nt
Organism: Mauremys mutica (yellowpond turtle)
Lineage: Eukaryota; Metazoa; Chordata; Testudines; Geoemydidae
Product: bifunctional epoxide hydrolase 2-like
Exons: 19
Coding region: 27-1715 (562 amino acids)
Biological process (GO): phospholipid dephosphorylation; cholesterol homeostasis
Cellular component (GO): peroxisome
Molecular function (GO): magnesium ion binding; lipid phosphatase activity
Source: RefSeq, a predicted model, not a curated record
GGCCGCGGCUCCCCAGAGCGGCGGUCAUGGCGCGGCGUCUGGUGCUGUUCGACGUGGGCGGGGUGAUCUUCACCCCCAGCCCGCUGGGCGCCUUCGGCCGCUACGAGGCGUCGCUGGCCCUGCCCAGGAACUUCUUGCAAAAUGUCAUGGUUGGAGCAGGCCCUGAUGGUCCCUAUGCCAGAGCGAUGAGAGGAGAGAUCGCCUUAUCUCAGCUGGUUUCUGAGCUGGAAGAGGAUUGCAAGAAGUUUGCUGCCUCCUCGGGGGCUUCUCUACCGGAGACGUUCUCCGUAGCACAGGUCUUUGAGGAUUUUAUGACACAAGGAAAGCUCAAUACUGCUGUUCUGCAAGCUGCGGUAACUCUCAGGAACAAUGGGUUCAGGACGUGUGUGCUCACAAAUAACUGGAUAGAUGACGGUCCUCAGAGACGCAUCACGGCUCUUGUGAACUCUCUGCUGAGGAGGCAUUUUGAUCUGGUGAUUGAGUCUUGCCGCGUCGGUCUGCAGAAGCCGGACCCUCGAAUUUACGAGUAUGCGCUGGACGUGCUGAAGGCGAAACCGCAGGAGGUUAUUUUCCUGGAUGACAUGGGAGCUAACUUAAAGCCAGCCCGGGAAAUGGGAAUAGCCACCAUCCUUGUCAAGGACACCAAUGCUGCCCUGAAGGAACUGCAGGACCUGUGUGGAAUUCAGCUUCUUGGCCACGAAGAGACUCUGCCAAUUGCGUGUGACCCAGUGAACGUGACCCAUGGUUAUGUGCCAAUCAAGCCUGGAGUCCAGCUGCAUUUUGUCGAGAUGGGGAAUGGCCCAGUGGUGUGCCUCUGCCAUGGCUUCCCUGAAUCCUGGUUCUCCUGGAGGUACCAGAUCCCUGCUUUGGCUGAGGCUGGCUUCCGGGUCCUGGCUUUGGAUAUGAAAGGCUACGGAGAUUCCACUGCUCCCCCAGACAUAGAAGAAUAUUCCCAGGAAGAAAUAUGCAAGGAUCUUGCGGUUUUCCUGGACAAACUGGGCAUUUCCCAGGCCGUGUUCAUCGGCCAUGACUGGGGCGGCGCUGUGGUGUGGAACAUGUCCCUCUUUUACCCAGAGCGAGUGAGGGCAGUGGCUGGACUGAACACGCCCUUCAGACCUGCGAACCCCAAGGUGGAUGUCAUGGAGAUGAUCAAAUCCAAUCCUGUGUUUGACUAUCAGCUUUAUUUCCAGGAGCCGGGUGUUGCUGAGCUCGAACUGGAGAAGGACCUGAGCAGGGCGUUUAGGAUCAUGAUCCGCUCCAUGAGGAAGGAGGACCAGCUGCCUGUUCCACUCAAUUCCACCAACGUCCGGGAGCGAGGAGGGCUUCUGGCUGGCAUGCCGGAAGACCCACCUCCAAGCCAGAUCCUAGCGGGAGCGGAUCUCCAGUACUUCAUCCAGCAGUUUAAAAAGUCUGGCUUCAGGAGACCCUUGAACUGGUACCGGAACAUGCGAGCCAACUGGCAGUGGGGCCUCUCUGCGAAAGGCAGGAAGAUCCUGGUCCCGGCUUUGAUGGUUACUGCGGGGAAGGACUUUAUUCUCCAUCCGAAUCUGAGUAAAGGCAUGGAGGAGUGGAUUCCCCAGCUGACCCGGGGCCACAUUGAAGAGUGCGGACACUGGACUCAGAUGGAAAGCCCAGCUGCUCUGAAUAAGAUCCUCAUCCAGUGGCUGGAGGAUGUUCACGACAAUUCUUUGCUGCAGAAGAUUUCAAAACUCUGAGUUUGCCCUUGGAAGAUUUCAACCUCCAACUUCCUGCUUCAUUGGAGAAUCUUGCUGCUUGUGUGUCGGUGUGGGCCCUGCCACUAUCGCACUAGGUUUUGCCUCUGGGUUUUUGGUUUUGGUUUUCAAGCUAGCCAGUGUAAAAGGUGGGGUAGCCUGGGCUCGGCUAGCUACAUCAAGCCGGAUAACUGCCUUGCUUUGUGCUUGCGUUGGAAUGCAAGCGUCUCAGCGAGGGAUUGUAGCAUGACGCUCUGAUUUGGGGCAGUUCUCCUGCAUGUGUUAUGAUGCAAGACACCCUUUGCUAGCAAGUGAGGAGGCCAAAUCAAAGUCUCAAAGCUGCAGGGAGCAGUAAACCGAGCGUCGUCGUAUACUUAGCAAAUAAUGUAAACUGCAGAAAAAUAGAAUGGGGGGAAAUUCCCUGGCUAGGAAGCGGCUGAACAUUUCAAGCUAGGACACAGGGAUUAGAGGGGACGGGUGACUUCCCAAGUGCCUCCUGCAUCUGCAGCUAUUUCAGUUAUUAAUGAUACUGAACCACUCAUCUGAAACCCUGUAAGUAUUUUGUAGGGUUAAGCUUCCACCUCUGGCAUUCGAACUCACCGCUCGGCUCGGGCCCGCAAUCAGAAAGGCCUGUUUUCCAGUUCAGACACGGCCAAUACCUUUGCGAUAAGAGAUGAGGGGAGGAGUUUUUGUCCCAUGAAAUCUCCUGAAAGCAGCUAGCGCCCCCUGGUGUCCAUUGUUCAGACUGGAGACCUGUGAUGUCAGUUCUCGUGCCCAAACCUUGGACCCUGGCCAGCAGCUAGUCAAGCCCUAAGCGCUGCCUUGCUUGGCACCAGUGGUUGUUUGCAUUGCGAUUGGGGCUUUUGUUGUCAGUUUAAGCUGUACAUUUGCGGGUUUAAUACGGGGUUGGCAGGAUACUAAUAGCUCUUCUAUGCUGCUUUGAAAACUUGCUUCUGCUUUUGUUAUUUCAAGCAUCUUUUGUAAACCAGCAACCGAAAUAAAUCCCAGAAUUGA